CUUGUCCGGGCCUGAAGCUAAUCUCACACUUCCGGCACUUCUUUAAAUUCACGGCCGCCUUUUCCUUACGCUCAGUUUACUAGACGGAACUAAAGUUCAGGAAGUCCUACUAGAUCUCUCACCCGAGAGUUUCUUGCUGCGAUUCAACCUUACUUUUUCAAUAUUUUGUGUUCCGCUUUCCACCCUGCCCUUAGAUGACCUCUUUCCGGAUCUCUCCUUAGUUUUCUUUCUUAGGGAGGGCUUUUUUGUUUUUUCCUUUCCUAAACCAGACUGGUUGAACUGGUCCAACAUUUUCGAUGUACAUAUUGAUGUGCGGAGAAGGCACACAGAGCUCCCGGGCUGGAAAGGGGAUAGAUAACAAGCGCCAGAGAGGAUGAGAUAGAGACCGUGACGGUGGCUGGAGGUGUGGAGGCCUGAGGGGGAGAAGGGAAAAUGCCUCCGAAGUAUCGGGGAUCGCGGUUUUUCAACACUUGGCUUGGCCCUGCCAUUUAAAACUGUGAUCUUGGAGACUGGACCAGGAGCUGACCCCAAGCCAAGAGUCUAAGAGUGCUUGGGACUGUACCAGGGUCAUGGCCCCACCACCACCACUGCCAGUGGCCGCCAGCACGCCAAUCCUGCAUGGCGAGUUCGGUUCCUACCCGGCCCAGGGCCCACGGUUCGCCCUCACCCUCACAACACAAGCCCUACACAUACAGCGGCUGCGCCCAAAGCCAGAAGCCCGGCCCCGAGAUGGUCUAGUCUCUCUGGACGAGGUCUCGGGCUGUGGCACUCUGCAGAGCCGUAGCCCGGAAGACACUGCAGCCUACUUCUGCAUCUAUACCUACCCACGGGGCCGGCGCGGGGGCCGGCGCAAAGCUACUCGGACCUUCCGGGUUGACGGGGCCGCCACUUAUAUGGAGAAUCGUGCAGAGGCCCAACGUUGGGCAACUGCCCUCAUGUGUCUCCUCCGAGGAGUGCCUCUGUCUGGGGACCAGGAAAUCACUCCUGAAUUGCUACCCCGGAAGCCCAGACUGCUCCUAUUGGUCAAUCCUUUUGGGGGGCGGGGCCUGGCCUGGCAGCGCUGUAUGGACCACGUGGUGCCCAUGAUCUCUGAAGCUGGGCUGUCCUUCAACCUCAUACAGACAGAACGACAAAAUCAUGCCCGGGAGCUGGUGCAGGGGCUGAGCCUGAGUGAGUGGGAAGGCAUUGUCACUGUGUCUGGAGAUGGGCUGCUUUAUGAGGUGCUGAAUGGUCUCCUUGAUCGCCCAGACUGGGAAGACGCCGUGCGGAUGCCCAUUGGUGUCCUCCCCUGUGGCUCUGGCAAUGCACUAGCGGGGGCGGUUAACCAUCAUGGAGGGUUUGAGCAGGCUGUUGGCGUUGACCUGUUGCUCAACUGCUCGCUUCUUCUCUGCCGGGGUGGCAGCCAUCCUCUGGACCUGCUCUCUGUGACGCUAGCCUCAGGAUCCCGCUGUUUUUCCUUUCUGUCGGUGGCCUGGGGAUUCUUGUCAGAUGUGGACAUUCAGAGUGAGCGCUUCAGAGCCCUGGGCAGCGCUCGAUUCACACUGGGUGCAGUGCUAGGCCUGGCCACAUUGCACACCUACCGUGGGCGCCUCUCCUACCUCCCCGCCACCACAGACCCAGCCUUGCCCAUCCCAGGCCACAGUCUGCCACGAGCUAAGUCGGAACUGGCCUUGGCGCCAGCUCCAACCCCGACCGCCACCCACUCGCCUCUACAUCGCUCAGUGUCUGACCUGCCCCUGCCCCUGCCCCAGCCCGCCUUGGCCUCCCCUGGCUCCCCUGACCCCCUGCCUGACCUGUCCCUCAAUGGUGGUGGCCCAGAGCUGCCUGGAGACUGGGGGGCAGCUGGGGAUGCACCUCUGUCCCCAGACCCACUGCUGCCUUCACCCCCCAACGCUCUCAAAACAGCUCAGCUUUCGCCCAUCGCCGAAGGACCCCCAGAAGUGCCAGCAUCCUCGGCGGUCCUGCCUCCCACCCACAGUGCCCCAGAAGCCUCUACCUGGGGCCCAGUGGACCACCUGCUCCCUCCCCUGGGCUCUCCGCUGCCCCAAGACUGGGUGACAAUAGAGGGGGAAUUUGUGCUCAUGUUGGCCAUCUUGCCAAGCCACCUCUGCGCAGACUUGAUGGCAGCCCCACACGCACGCUUCGAUGACGGCGUGGUGCACCUGUGCUGGGUGCGGAGUGGCAUCUCACGGGCUGCUCUUCUGCGCAUUCUGCUGGCCAUGGAGCAUGGGAACCACUUCAGCCUGGGCUGCCCACAUCUGGGCUAUGCUGCAGCACGUGCCUUCCGCCUCGAGCCACUCACGCCUCGUGGCCUGCUCACUGUAGAUGGGGAGUUAGUGGAGUACGGGCCAAUACAGGCGCAGGUGCAUCCGAGUCUCGCCACGCUGCUCACUGGGCCUGCAGGUCAAAAGCUGCGAGCCUGAAUGAGCCCAAAGCAUGCCGAGUUGGUGGACCCAGAGCCCCAUAGGCUAAGAUCUAUCUUUCAUAGGUAGAAGUUGGGCCGGCACUCAGAACUGCAAGGGUGGAGAGUGGUCCUGGCCCUCAGUUCCCAGUGGACCUUGAGGGUGGGGUCUGCCUUUCUUGAUGUCCACUGACGGGGCCUGGAAUGUAUGAGCUAGCAAGGCUUCUUCAGCUUCCUGUCCAGCCAGGGUUUCUUCUUGCCUACUCCGGUGCCUCUACUUGACUGGCCAGUCAGCCCUUGCGGGGCAGGUUCCCCCAGGCGGUCCCCGGAUUUGCACUAAUGUUCCUCCCCUGGCCAGCUAGGGAUGGGAUGUUCUGUGUCUUGUGUGUCCCUGUCCCUAGUUUAAAAAGCAAUUGAAAAGGUCUAUGCAAUAAAGGUGUUGCUUUCCUCUAGACCUUCA
This is a messenger RNA of Apodemus sylvaticus (European woodmouse), 2861 nucleotides long. RefSeq names its product sphingosine kinase 2 (gene Sphk2). Gene Ontology annotation, biological process: sphingosine biosynthetic process; sphinganine-1-phosphate biosynthetic process; positive regulation of apoptotic process. Gene Ontology annotation, cellular component: membrane; intracellular membrane-bounded organelle; cytoplasm. The record is from RefSeq and is a predicted model, not a curated record. The transcript is spliced from 7 exons. NCBI's taxonomy places the organism in Eukaryota, Metazoa, Chordata, Mammalia, Rodentia, Muridae. The coding region runs from base 570 to 2423 and encodes 617 amino acids.